Rotaria sp. Silwood2 is the source of this 721-nucleotide messenger RNA. The record is from the annotation of a GenBank genome assembly. NCBI's taxonomy places the organism in Eukaryota, Metazoa, Rotifera, Eurotatoria, Philodinida, Philodinidae.
AGAAAUAACAAAAUUUAAAGCACUUUUCAGCGAUUUUUAUGGUAAGUGCUAGAAAGCGCUUAGUGAAACCGUUUUCUAAGCUAAAAUAAGCAGCUUAUUUGAGUGAAGCGGCUUUUAGCAGGUUAAGACGAGAAUAUUUAAGCGCUUUACAGCAGCUUAUAGAAGCAUAAGCAUUUUGAAGCUGCUUGCCAAUAGCUUACAAAGACAAAAAGUUUUCAUAUGGGUAAUAUAAAAUUCUCUUUAAUUAAUCCUAUAUCAUCUUGUUAAGAUCCUAAUUAUUAAUAUAGAUAGUCAAUGAUAUUAUAAUAAAAAUAAAUUAAUCCAAUUUAAUAGAAUUUUCGACUUAAAAUUCAUUUUUGAUAUUGGAAUAAUUUGUUUCGAUUUUAACGAAUUAUCAAUGAUAAAACAACAUACAGUUUACAUUUUACCUAAGUUAACUUUUUUCUUGUUUUUGAUAAAAAAGAAUGAAUUGAAUUGUUAUAUUCUGAAUAAUGAUAAUUUUUUAAUGAAAAUAAAAAUAAAUCUAUGAAUGUCUACACUGAUAAAUAUCGAUAUAAAUAAUUCGAAGAAAUAUUAUAAAUUUUUUCUCGUAUUUAACUUAUUUUCUUUUAAUUUUAGUUUGGAAUGUUUACAUUUUCAUCGUCGUGAAUUUGAUGAUUUACUCAAUUCAUCAACAGCAUUAUCAUUAUUCUGCUUGUUAAUAUUUUCUCGUGGUGAAUAA